AUGGGCAAGGGACAGCGCACACGCAAAGCUGCAGCCGACGCCUUACUGGCAGCUGCCAUGUCACAGGGCACUCCAUCCGUACUAGAGCAAGAACAACAGACACGGUCAUCGCUGCAGGUUGUAGCGCCGAAGAGCUCACAAGUAAGUGCGAGUGCUCCACUUGUACACACGAAGCCAUCACCGUCGCCAUCCGAGACGUCAGUAUCCUCCUUAGACGACGAAUGUCGGCAGCUUGCGUCCGAAGAACAGCGCGAAGCGCUUAGGGCUCUUGAAGACGUGGAAGCGGUCAAGACACAACUCGAUACCAUCUUGUCAUGCCUCGUUGCCGCAUUUUCUUCGAAAAGUGAACGGAGUGCCGCGGCUGCUGAUAUCGUGGUCGCUUUAGAGAUCGUGGGUGUUGCUAGCGUGACUGGUAUCUACGUACUGAAUGAAUUAAAGAAACAUCUUGUUGCGAAGCCCACGACUGCCCGGGAAGGCUCACUACUUGCAUUUGUGGCUCUGUGCAAGAGUGACGCGUUAACAUCCGUGAUUGAGCCUGUGGUGGUGGAGCAACUGAUUAAUAUAAUGCUGCGACACGCAGACUCAGAGCAUGCGGUCAAAAACGUUGCAAUUUUACUUGUUAAGACAAUUGCUGAGAAAGUGAACCCACUGGCAAUUCACUCAGUUCUCAAGCAAAUUUACAAAGCGCUUGAGCUACGUCAGUGGCAAAGUAAAGUGGCUGCAUUGCAUUUUCUAAAGGAGCUAAGUGAAAUGGCUAGUGAUGACGUUUCGCGAUGGCUUCCUGAGAUCAUGCCAAUUGUGACGGAAUAUGUGUGGGAUACCAAGAAACAAGUCCAAGCUGCUUCAAUCGACGCACUCAUUUCUGUGUGUUCAAAAAUCAGCAAUGACGACAUUGUACCAUUAGUUCCAAUUCUAGUCGGUGUUAUCGCUCGUCCAGAAGAAACCGAAAAAGCGAUCGAUAGUCUUCUUGCCACCACAUUUGUAGCCAAUGUAGAUGCACCUACAUUAUCUUUAAUCGCACCACUGCUACACAAAGCACUUCGUGACACAAGCAUUCGUAGCUCGUCACUGAAGCGAAAAGCGUCCAAGAUUAUUGAUAGUAUGUGUCGCCUCGUGGUACGUCCAUCCGAUGUGAUGCAGUUUGUGCCACUGUUACUUCCACAAUUAGAGACAGCAAUUGAUCGAUUGAUUGACGAAGAAGUCGUAGAAGCGGCUAAGGAAGCACGAGCGCAUCUUGUACAUGCUGCUGGCGAUGGGGAAGCAAUGGACGACGAUCCGAUAGCAAUCCGAAUGAAACUUGAGAAGGAUCUGUUUAAUGCGUUUACCGACACACUUGACCGUCCAACUCAUCCUGGACUCAACGACUUUACCUUAGAGUAUGUGACUGAUGUAUGCACGGAGUUAGCGACUCAAAAUCGUGGUACCGAGUGGCGAGACAUAGUGCUGCCGUAUCUACAGCCACACAUGCAUGACUUGGACGCUGAACAUUUGUGUGAUGCGCUGCGUGCUGCUGGCGGCGGCUUGGGCGAAGAACGUGAGAAGUCGACCGAUCCAAAUGACGUCUGUGACUUGGACUUUUCCCUUGCGUACGGUGGUAAGAUUUUGCUAAGAAAUGCUCGAUUACGCCUCACGCGUGGUCAUCGCUACGGUCUAAUCGGACAAAAUGGAGUUGGAAAGACGACGUUGAUGCGAAAUUUGGCGUCAGGAGCCAUUGAAGGGUUGCCGGAUACUUUGCGGUCAGUGUACGUACAACAUGAAGACAUUGUAGAGAGCCAAGGCAGUUUAUUUGAGUCAAUGUGCAAGGCUCCAGAGCUUGCUCAUCAAACUCGGACGACAGUUGAGAAGACGCUGACGGACAUUGGAUUUACCCAAAAGAUGCUCGAUGGAGAUAUUGAUGCUCUAUCGGGGGGUUGGCGCAUGAAGCUAGCAUUGGCACGUGCCAUGCUAUACAAUGCUGAUGUUCUGCUGCUGGACGAACCAACAAAUCACUUGGAUGUACAUGCUGUGCAAUGGCUUGUGGAUUAUCUCAAUUCUCUUGAGACAAUGACGGUGUUAUUAGUCUCCCAUGACACAGGUUUUCUGGAUAAUGUUUGUACGGACAUUUUUCAUUAUGAAUCCAAGAAACUAGUGUUGUAUCCAAUGACCCUGUCGAAGUUUGUGGAUAUUCAUCCUGAAGCAAAACAUUACUAUGAACUCAAGUCAUCUGAUACGGUGUUUAACCUUCCAGAACCUGGUCGAUUAGAGGGAAUUAAUUCGAUGACGCGCCGUAUCUUGACGCUUGAGAACGCGACAUUCACAUAUCCUGGUGCUUCCAAGCCACAACUAGAAAAUGUGUCGGUCAAAUUGUGCCUGGCUUCUCGUGUGGCUGUGAUUGGUGUGAAUGGUGCGGGUAAGUCGACUUUGAUAAAGAUGCUCGUACAGGAGACAGCACCUGACACAGGCUCGUUUUGGAAGCACCAUGCGGUACGUGUAGCGUACGUGGCACAACACUCAUUUCAUCAUGUCGAAAAGCAUUUGGACAGUAGUCCAGUUGAGUACUUCCAGUGGCGAUUUGGUGGCGAAAACGGCGUUGAUCGUGAGCUUGGUGACCAUGUCAAUUUACAACAAUCCGAAGAAGAAAAGAAUCUUGUGGGCAAGAAACACGGUCAAGUGGAAAAGAUUGUAUCUCGAACCAAAGGCAAACGUGGUACACUUGAGUAUGAGUGCAAACUUGUAGGCAUGACAGAACGCUAUAAUAAGCGAUACACGCUGGAGCAGCUUCAGGAAAUGGGUUUAGGUGCACUUGCAGAGGCUGAAGACAUUCGUCAAGCGACAUUGGCUGGGGGUCUGGACCUACGUCCGCUUACAACCAAAGAGAUUCAGCGUCAUUUGGAUGACUUUGCGUUACCAGCCGAAUUUGGUACCCACGGCAAGAUCCGAGGUCUCUCUGGUGGCCAAAAGGUGAAACUUGUGAUUGCCUCUGCCAUGUGGAAUCGGCCACAUUUGUUGGUACUUGAUGAGCCGACAAAUUACUUGGACCGUGCUGCACUCGGUGCUCUCGCGGAUGGUAUUCGUCAGUAUGCUGGUGGUGUGAUUAUGAUAUCUCAUAGUGAAGAGUUUUACAACUCACUUUGUACAGAGAAGUGGCUGGUGGAGUCUGGUCGUCUCACCAUCAUUGGUGAAGCUCAAGAGAAAGAAUAUCGUGCAGGUGGUGGCAAGAAAGUGAUUGAGGAAGAGCCCGAGGAAGAGGUGAAGAGCAGCAACAUCAACUCGUCCAUGAAACGCACGAAACUCACAAACCCAAAGACAUUGCGUCCGCUUAGCAAGCAGCAAAUUCGGAAGCUUAGUAAACUUUGUAAAACUGCCGGUAUGUCAUUUGAUGACUAUGUAGAUAGUCUCACGCGUGAGAGCCCAGAGUGGAAGUGGCUGUGA
Molecule: messenger RNA, 3411 nt
Organism: Plasmopara halstedii
Lineage: Eukaryota; Oomycota; Peronosporomycetes; Peronosporales; Peronosporaceae
Product: elongation factor
Exons: 1
Coding region: 1-3411 (1136 amino acids)
Molecular function (GO): ATP hydrolysis activity; ATP binding
Source: RefSeq, a predicted model, not a curated record